AUGGGCACGCGGAAGCCGACGCCCCCUCCCUUAUGCCGUGUAAAGACGUGUGUGUGCUCUUUGACACUUGCGCACUCGACGGCCAACCACGACCUCCCGAGACCCGGCAGAUCCAACGCUGUUCGCGUGGCUGGUGUGGUGACCGCUCCGGCGGCGCCAGGUCACGAGCUAAGCCGUACGGCCGGAGGGACAGAAUUGGUGUGCGACGCGGGCAGAUUCCGCGUCAGAAGGCAUGGCCACGGCGCGUCUUUCCUGUGGGCUAAUGCCGGGAUGAUGCUCGGCGCCGGAGAUCAGCAAGGGAGUGGGAGCACGACGGCGUGA
Molecule: messenger RNA, 321 nt
Organism: Gaeumannomyces tritici R3-111a-1
Lineage: Eukaryota; Fungi; Ascomycota; Sordariomycetes; Magnaporthales; Magnaporthaceae
Exons: 2
Coding region: 1-321 (106 amino acids)
Source: RefSeq, a predicted model, not a curated record